UGGAAAUACUCAAGUAAACAACAAGUACCUCAACAAUGCACUUGAGUAAAUGUACUUAAUUACUCUCCACCGCUGUCUCGGGAUGAUUUAAUAUUAUUUUCCCGAAGAUAGAAACCUUGAUGAGCUUAUUUUCGGUUUGCAGGCAGCUUCCUCUUUCUGGAGCUGCCACGGUUUCUUUCCUGUGAAGCUGGAUAUCACAUGUGCCGCUGGGCGUGUGUUAGCUUACACAGGGGUCCGUCUAAUAACUGGACCAACUCUCACUGACCACUCAGUGUGUGCGAACAAGUCAGCCCAAACCACGCACAGAGAGAAAUGACGUGAACACGCCUUUAUUUAAUAAGCACUUAUGUAAACACUGCUGACAAUAAGUAGCUGUUAUUGAGGUAGUCGACUUGCUAUCGGUUAUUUCUAGCAAAGUUCCAGAUAAUAGCCAAAUCCUUGAAGAUAAAACGUUGGCUAACGUCAGCAGUCGGUCCUGUGCUGAGUUAAAGUUGGCAGAUGAUGUUCAUACACUUUAAUAAAACACCUGUAUCCGUGUCUCGGGAGCUGGUCGGUUAGAUACGUCACAUAAUCUACGUGUCUUCUGGUUAUUAAGUGGUUCGUUAGCUAGCCGUAUCCACGCCGCGCUUCGCACAGCGCGUCACACCAAACUCCGUUUCAAACUGCUCAGAUUUAAGCGGGGCUCGUCUCGGAGUUAACGGUGUGUUCAGUAACUAUGGAUGUCAGGACCCGCUCCGGCCCGGAGAGGCGGCACCGCAGCCCGGCGGGCCUGUCCGGCUCCCCGCCCGGGCCUGUCCGGCUCCCCGCCCGGGUCAGCACCCGCUCCGGCCCGGAGAAGCGGCUCCGCUCAGGUCUGAUUCACUCGUCUCCUCCGAUCAGCUGAUGAUGAAACGUGUCUGCUGCUGGAAGCAUUGAUCUGAUCAUUGAUCCAGAGGAACUCUUGGUCUCCUGUCCUGGUUCGAGUCCUCAUGAGAUCCACUUUCAUCACAGCGUUUGAUGGUUUUUGUGACGGCACUUGAAGAAACUUUCUGGGUUUUUUGUAGUUCUCCAGAUUGACUGACCUUCAUGUCUUAAAGUAAUGAUGGACGUGGUUUGUCUUUGCUUCUCUGAGUGGAUCUUGUCAUGAUACGGAUCAUUACAGUAGUGGAACAGAGCUGUUGGCUGUGUACUAACACGACCUCGACUCAAUAGAACUGAAGGCAUCAAGGCAAACAGCAGCUUCUCUGAGGAAUCUAAAAUAUGAAAUAUUUUGAUUUGACAUGAUUGCAUAUGUGUUAUUGUCUAGUUCUGAUGUCUUCAGUUGUUGUUUUACAAUGUAGAAAAUAGUAAAAAUAAAGAAAAAUCCUCCCGCUGGAACUAAACCUGUAAACUCUCUACUAUACCCUGAUGCUCAUCAUGAGCCGAUCUCUGAGGGGCUUUAGGACCAUGAGGACGAAAUCUCUGCUGCUAUUCACCAUGUACACGCGCGCGCACACACACACACCUCCUCUGUAUUCAGCACAUGCCUCCUCCUCCGUGUAUAAACCCUCUCAGAGAAUCAUCCUCCGACCAGACGGACACCUGCCUGUCCGCCUGCCUCUCCUCUCGUUCGGCUCUUCUGUCCUCUUAAAGCAGCUCCGGACCUUCACCGAGACCUUCUGGGCUCUCUACGCGGCACAGAGCGCACUAGGGCGGCUGAAGGACGGAGGAGGUGUCGGUGUGAAGCCUGGAUGGACGGAUGGACGGAUGGAUGCAGAGUUUCAUGUCUCACCUUGGGAGGAGAGUUCAGCCUGCGAUGCCUGACCCCUGACCUCUGACCUCUGACCCCUCUGAGACACCUCUGCAGAGAAGGAGGAGGAGGUGCGACCAGUGGAGCUCUGAGGAGGGAUGGAGGGAGGAGGAGAGGAGGCUGAAACUUACUCUGGACUGAGGAGAGCCUCACCGAGUGGAGGAGGAGGAAGAGGAGGAGGAAGAGGAGGAGGAAGAGGAGGAGGAGGAGACGUCUGCAGACAAAAUGGCCUCAUCAACACCCGCAGCCAGGGGGCGGAGCCUCGAGAGGCGCUGCAGUCGAUGUACUCUGCUCCUCAGUAUCAGGGUCGUGUGGUGGUGAGCGCCCCCCCUCAGCAGGAGCUCGGCGGGUGGAGCGGAGGGGGAGGAGGUGGGGGUCCUCCUCAGCUCCUGAACCCCAGCGCGCUCCUCCUCCACCAGGCGGCGGACCCCCACCUCAGACCCGCCCCCAGCCUCCUGCUGUGCCCAGAGAGCAUCCUGCGGGCGUGGGGGGAGGCCGGGGUCAGCGACUGCUGCGAGACCACCUUCAUCGAGGGCCUCACUCCGGAUGUCUCCUCCUGCUCCUCCUCUGCCGCCGCCGCCGCUGCUGCGACCACGAAGGAGGCGGCGCUGCUGUUUGCUGACGGGAAGUUUCUGGACUUUUCCAGAGAGGAUGCAAAGAUUCACACGCUGUCGUACGACAUCGACGAUGACGACGAGUUCCAGGAGCUCGAGAGUGACUACUCCAGCGAAUCAGAGAGCGAGGACGCCUUCCUGCUGAUGCCUCCCAGAGAUCACCUGGGCCUCAGCGUCUUCUCCAUGCUCUGCUGCUUCUGGCCGCUUGGCAUCGCCGCCUUCUACCUGUCGCAUGAGACCAAUAAGGCGGUGUCUAAAGGCGACUUCCACCUGGCGAGCUCCAGUUCGAGGCGGGCUCUCUUCCUGGCUGUGCUGUCAAUCACCAUCGGGACGGGUAUCUAUGUGGGCGUGGCUGUGGCGCUCAUCGCCUACCUGUCCAAGAACCACCACUGGUAGCGGAAAAUCACCCAUCAGCCACUGGGAGCAUGAUGUUUUUACGUUCAGCUGCAGUCCGGCUCUCAGGUGAGCGUUUCCUCAGCAGACAGCGUUCAACACAAACACGCGCUGUGUUUGUACAGGAAGUGCCCGCUGUCAGCAGGUGACUCUGGAACCUGAAACCUUUAAACCAAUCAGAUCACAGGAUCUCUGCGAGGAUUUUUAAAGUCUGAUGGGAUCCAGUUUCCUGUGAAGGACAGUUUCAGUUUGAUUUUCUUUAUUUCCAUCAAUUUAAUGUUAAAUCAGACAAAAUCUGUUUUAAAAUGAAAGAUUUUACAUUUUAUUAUCUGGUAAAUCAAAAUUUGAG
Messenger RNA from Thunnus maccoyii (southern bluefin tuna), 3124 nucleotides. RefSeq names its product synapse differentiation-inducing gene protein 1. The transcript is spliced from 7 exons. The record is from RefSeq and is a predicted model, not a curated record. Lineage: Eukaryota; Metazoa; Chordata; Actinopteri; Scombriformes; Scombridae. Bases 1867 to 2778 code for a protein of 303 amino acids. Gene Ontology annotation, biological process: positive regulation of synapse assembly; synaptic vesicle clustering. Gene Ontology annotation, cellular component: excitatory synapse; intracellular membrane-bounded organelle; synaptic vesicle membrane.